Messenger RNA from Dalotia coriaria, 1647 nucleotides. It is a transcript of the gene Ate1, whose product is annotated as arginyltransferase 1. The coding region runs from base 129 to 1565 and encodes 478 amino acids. NCBI's taxonomy places the organism in Eukaryota, Metazoa, Arthropoda, Insecta, Coleoptera, Staphylinidae. Gene Ontology annotation, molecular function: arginyl-tRNA--protein transferase activity. The record is from RefSeq and is a predicted model, not a curated record. The transcript is spliced from 5 exons. Gene Ontology annotation, biological process: protein arginylation. Gene Ontology annotation, cellular component: cytoplasm.
CAACUUUAACUUGUGAAUAUAACCCCAGUCAGCUGCAAUAUUUAAUUUGUCAACAAAACGACACUCCAAUCAGUUUUAUCGCGAUAUCUCACGUGUAACGUUUGCAAUUCUCUUCGAUAACAUUAAGUAUGUCCGUGGACACCUCCAACGUAAGCAUCCUGCACUGGGUUUCCAGUGACAAGCAUAAAUGCGGCUAUUGUGGCGCAAAGAACUCCAUCACCAAUGGAUUGUGGGCAGAAUGUCUCACUGUCGAAGACUAUCAGAAUAUGAUAGACCGUGGCUGGCGCAGGUCCGGAAAAUAUUGCUACAAACCAAUAAUGCAUGAAACUUGCUGCCCGCAGUAUACUAUUAGAUGUGCUGCUUUGAAUUUUAAACCAUCAAAGUCACAGAAAAAAGUACUUAAGAAGUUUAAUAAGUAUCUCAGGGAAGGAAAUAGUCCUACAAGUGCUCCCGAAACAAUAAAUUCUGACACAAUAGCUGAUUGUGAUGGAAUGCAGGAUUUUGUAAUGCCUCAGUGUGUGAAAGAAAUUGGCAAUCAAAUAAAACUAGGUAUUUCAUCAAUUUUGACAAAUUCUGCUGUAGAAUCAUCACUUUCUCAGUCUACGAGCCUUGUUAACAACUUAACCAAAUCAAAUUCAACUGCGUCACCAAAAAAAGAAGUCAAGAAAGGUGUAGGUGCUGAUGUAUCACUGCCAAAAUGUCAGAAAGCAAAGUAUCUGCGUCAAAAACGCCGAGAAGCCAAGUUAUUACAAGCUGGCCAACCUCAACCAACACCUGUUCAACAAAACAAAGAGAAAUCAUUGACUGAUUUGAUUAACGAACAGUCAAUGGAUAAUUUACACAAUAUUCAAGUGAAAUUGAUUCAGUUAGAGGGAGCUGAAUGGAAACAAUACAGAAAAAUAGAGUUUGAGUUGUACAGAAAGUACCAAGUCUGUGUUCAUAAAGAUCCGCCCGAAAAGUGCACGCAGAAGUCAUUUGAGAACUUUCUGGCGGAUUCUCCUUUACAGAGUUCUAAUAAAACAUUUGGAAGUUUUCAUCAACAAUACUGGCUGGAUGAUAAACUAAUCGCCGUUGGAGUGAUUGAUAUCCUUCCGAGAUGUGUCAGCUCGGUAUACUUCUUCUACGACCCGGAUUAUAAUCAUUUAACACUAGGAACUUACAGCGCAUUGAGAGAAGUUGAGUUUACACAGCGUUUACACCUCAAACAACCAUCGAUUGAAUACUAUUACAUGGGUUUCUACAUUCAUACAUGCAUCAAAAUGCGUUACAAAGGUAAAUUUUUCCCUUCGGACUUAUUAUGUCCGGAAACCUACGCUUGGACGCCCAUCGAUCAGUGCCUUCCACUGCUUGAGGUCAGUAAGUAUUCGCGAUUGCAGAAACCCGGCGUUCGAGAUGAUAACAACUGUUUACCUGGGCCACUAUUGGACGAAAUGAAGAUUGUGAUUGAUUAUACAGUGUAUAAAGCACGACAGCUCAGGGAUAAACGCGAUUUGGGCGAGAGUAUUAAACUACUCGGCGAGUUACUCGGCAAGAAACUCAUCGCCAGUGUUUACAUUGCGUUUUAAUUCGGUUUCAGUCAAGAUCGACGAUAAUGUGUGAAUAUAUUGAUUAUCUGCUAACAGUUAAAUAAAAUACGCUUGAUGAACA